This is a messenger RNA of Oncorhynchus keta (chum salmon), 1517 nucleotides long. Its product is annotated as puratrophin-1-like. The coding region runs from base 140 to 1336 and encodes 398 amino acids. Lineage: Eukaryota; Metazoa; Chordata; Actinopteri; Salmoniformes; Salmonidae. The transcript is spliced from 4 exons. The record is from RefSeq and is a predicted model, not a curated record.
UCUAAAGGAGCCUGCCUCUAUCUGUCCUGCUGGAAGUCUAAAGGACUGUCUCUCUCUCUCUGUGUGUCCCUCCAGAGAUGCCGUAGAGGUUGUGGCUGGUCUGUACGAUCAGGUGGAUGAGCUGGUUCACAAGCUGGUGAUGCUGUCCAACCAACGCACUCAGGAACUGGACUUUAUCAUGGAGUUCAAGAGUCUGGAGCAGGGAUUCAAGGAGGUGAGUGACUGGAUUGAGGAGGUUGGAGAGAGUCGUCUGAGAACGCUCGGAGAGCUGGAGGAUUCUCUGGAGCAGCUGCACAGGAAACAGACCCUCUUCAGAGACUUCUACACUGCUGCUUACGAGCACUGUAAGGGAGGCGAGGCACUGCUGAAACGUCUAGAACGCUGGGAAGACUUGUCGUCAGCCGAGCUGCAGGUGUACGAGGUCAAAGUUCGAUCCUUCUGGGUCCACCUGCACGACUUCUCCCAGAGAGUAGAAGACACCAAGACCAACAUCGACAAGACCGUACGUCUCUACGAGUUCUUCGACAAGGCGUAUGAGUGGGCGUUAGAGGGGAUGCGUCACCUGGCCAGCAUCAACAUGGAGGACUGCACGGUGCCCGACAAGAGCCAGGGGGUGAUCAGCUGUCUGGAGGGGUACCGCCGGGAGCACCCCCCGAUCCCCGACCCCCGCUUCCAGGAGAUGAAGGAGCUGGCUGGGGAGAUGAAGAGCGAGCAGGGCCUCAAACAGUGGAAGUUUGCCUGGUCCAAGUGCCAGGAGACCAAGCAGAUGUUUGAGAAGAAGCUGGAGGUCGCUCUGAGGACGAGGCGAGCCCUGCCCACGGGAGAGUCACCCGCGUCGGGUGCAGGGAAGGACGGCGGGGUAGGGGACGCCACCCCCAGACGUUACUCUGACGUUAACAACGACGUGGGACAGGAGAGGAGCCGCAGUGUGUCACACGCCUGUAGAAAGGCCUUUAGUGGGGUGUGGGGGGUCAGAGAGAGGCUGUCAUCCACCUCCAGCUCUGCCUCAGCUCAGUCGUCCUGCAGCCUCAGACAGGAGACACCCCUAACCUCCUCUCCCUACGGUCUGGUGCACAGGCUCCCCCUCACCCCCCUCUCCACCCAGCUCCUCACCCGUAGCACCUCCUCCGAGGAGUCGUCCCACGGGGUUCGUAUUGAAGCGCAGGGCCGUAGCUCCUCCUGCUCCUUCUCCCCCUCCCUGACCCCCUGGAGCCGAGCUCCGCCCCUAACCCUGCUCGCCGACCCCCGCUCCGCAAGACCCAGAGCUUCGACUGCCAGAGCCCCGCCCCCGCCUCCCCUGACUCCUCCCGCUAUGGGUCCUGUCAGCGUACGCUGAGCGAGCCGGCGCGGCGCGGCAACACUGGGGUGUUUAUUAAAGGCCUGGAGGUCAGUAGUAGGGAGGUGGCUGAGCGACCCUACUCCCCCAGAAUGACGCCUCCUGGCUGGGCAGCGGGAGAGGCACUGAGGACCCCCUCCAUCAGCACUACCAGUAGUCCUGUACCAGAGACCCGCGCCAA